Messenger RNA from Salvelinus fontinalis (brook trout), 6255 nucleotides. Its product is annotated as unconventional myosin-XVI-like. Gene Ontology annotation, cellular component: nucleoplasm; myosin complex; perinuclear region of cytoplasm. NCBI's taxonomy places the organism in Eukaryota, Metazoa, Chordata, Actinopteri, Salmoniformes, Salmonidae. The transcript has 25 exons. Gene Ontology annotation, molecular function: actin filament binding; cytoskeletal motor activity; ATP binding. Gene Ontology annotation, biological process: neuron projection morphogenesis; negative regulation of G1/S transition of mitotic cell cycle; phosphatidylinositol 3-kinase/protein kinase B signal transduction. The record is from RefSeq and is a predicted model, not a curated record. The coding region runs from base 2477 to 5599 and encodes 1040 amino acids.
AAACCUCUGUAAUCAGUCAGGUUUCACAUGAUACAAGUCAGUAUUCGACAGUAUGUGAGGAUGUGGAGAGAUGAUAUGGAAACCGGCCACUAGGGGCAACAGAGAGCACUGACCUUCAAGUAGGUUUCAGUUUUGAAAGGACAUUGUGGACUGGGAUGGCGGAUGGGUAGUAGUUGUUUACAUUUUUGUUUUAAGCCUAUCCCAAACCUUAAUCCCUUACCUAAACCCUCCCCUUAACCCUUACCUUAACUCUUCCCCUUAACCCUUCCCUUAACCCUUUCCCUUAACCCUUUCCUUAACCCUUACCUUAACCCUUUCCCUUAACCCUUACCUUAACCCUUAACCCUUACCUUAACCUCUUACCUUAACCCUUUCCUUAACCCCUUACCUUAACCAUUCAGAGUUAAAGGGGGUGCAUCAUGGAGCAGCACAGAGCUCUUGUGAAGGAAGUUGUGAGUUUGUGUUUAUACAGGACCUUCCGCACCCACCUAUCAUCAACCAAUCAUGUCAAUGUGUCAACCAAUCAUGUCAAGCUAUACCCAGCCCUCCGCAUUGUUACAACAUUUGAGAGGCUCACAGCGAUGCGGUACGGAGCUUCGUUUGGCCUCUGCAUGCCUCCAGAGGCUCCGCAAUUGCGUUACACCCUCCAUAUGAAGCCUUCGACCACAUUUUCAUAUCAAGCAUAAUUUGGCUUUUCAUGCCUAACCUUAAGAUUUUGGAGUUAUUGCCCAAAAUUAACCUUAAACACUGAAAUUUGACGUUUGGAACAACUUUGAAAUGUGAUGUUUGAGAAACAUGGCUGUACGUCUAAUUCUGAUAUGAGACUGUGAGAUCUAGUUGCUGUUCUAUGCUGCAGCUAACUUAUUCAUGCAUGCAAAUCAAUCUCCUCACACAAUCACAUGCAGUAUGAGGCACGUAUAUUCACAGUAAAUCUAUAGACAUACACAUACAUCCAUCCAAACACACACACGCAAACAAACACACACAUAAACACACAAACGUGGCCGCUUCACCCUUCAUGUCAUGCGUGUAAAUCAGUGGGGUGAUGGUGCUGUGUGAGAGAGGGGGUGACAUGUAUGAUGAAGUGUGUUUGACGGUACGUGUCCGGUCGUUAAAUGAUGACCAGGCUUAUCUAGAGCUAAUUUGUGGCCAGUUAAAGGACCAUUGCUGAACAUUUAUCCCGUCACAGCCCUGAGAACAGAGCAGAGCCGCACUGCAGCAGCUCAUCAGCACUCUCUCUCCACCUCCCUCUAUCGUUUCCUCUCCAUUUUACUUCCUCCCUCUGUCUUGCCAUCCUUCUACUUCGGUUUCUCUAUUUCCCCUCCUUUUGCUUUUGUUCCCUAUCUAACUCUCUUCCUCUCUUUCUCUACCUCUAUCUGUCUCUUCCUCUCUUUCUCUACCUCUAUCUGUCUCUUCCUCUCUUUCUCUACCUCUAUCUGUCUCUUCCUCUCUUUCUCUACCUCUAUCUGUCUCUUCCUCUCUUUCUCUACCUCUAUCUGUCUCUUCCUCUCUUUCUCUACCUCUAUCUGUCUCUUCCUCUCUUUCUCUACCUCUAUCGAAUGCACUCCAUCCUUUUCUCCCUCCUUUUCCGUUCUCUCCAUCCUCUCCUUAUCUAUUCUCUCCAUCCUCUCCUUAUCUAUUCUCUCCAUCCUCUCCUUAUCUAUUCUCUCCAUCCUCUCCUUAUCUAUUCUCUCCAUCCUCUCCUUAUCUAUUCUCUCUAUUCUCUCCAUCCUCUCCUUAUCUAUUCUCUCUAUUCUCUCCAUCCUCUCCUUAUCUAUUCCCUCUAUUCUCUCCAUCCUCUCCUUAUCUAUUCUCUCUAUUCUCUCCAUCCUCUCCUUAUCUAUUCUCUCUCUCUCUCUCUCUCUCUCUCUCUCUCUCUCUCUCUCUCUCUCUCUCUCUCUCUCUCUCUCUCUCUCUCUCUCUCUCUCUCUCUCUCUCUCUCUCUCUCUCUCUCUCUCUCUCUCUCUCUCUCUCCCUCGAGAGUGAAGAGUCACCCCAAUUAAUUCCGCCCCUUUUGCUUUCAGCUCAGGAAAAGCAGAGGGAGGUGUGUGUGUGUGUGUCUGACACAUCAAUCGGUAGUGGAAAUGUGUGUGUGUCAGGUGUGAAGCAUUGCGUCAGGGGGGUGUGUUGCAGUGGGGGCGGGUCUACUGUGCUGUCAGUCAGUGAUGUGCAACGAGCACGUGCGCCGGUCAUGAUUGGGGAGAGGUUGUGUGUCGGUUAUCUGGCCGACGGCUGGGAGAGCUGCAAGCGCUGCAGCUCUAUGAUGCUGUGUCUGCCUGCUGACUGUGUGUGCUCUGCUGCAAUCUGAAUCCUAUAGUGAAUAAUGCAGAGAGCAGCGGAGACGAUAGCAGCUGAAUGAAUAAUGCAUUGUGCUGGUUUACUAGCACUGCUGUUAGCUUAGCCAGAGCUGGAAGGAACCUGUGGCUGACUCUGUCUCACUGUCUCUGACUAUCUGACUGACUGAUAAAAGGAGAACAUGUCCCACUACCAUUUCAUCAAAUGCUGUUGUUUUCAGCUAUGUAACGUGUUUCGUCAGAACAUGGAGAUCGACCAGUGUCUGCUGGAGUCUCUCCCGUUUGGCCAGCGCCAGCGGCUGGUCAGGAGAAUGCGCUGCGACCAAAUAAGGGCGUACUACGAGCGGGAGAAGACCCUGCAGAAACCGGGAGGCGGAGGCGGAGGCGGAGUCAAGGUCAAAGCCCCGCCCACCAGCCACAGGAAGAGGCACCGCAUUCGCUUCAGCCUCGGUGAUGUCAUAACGGACGCCAUCAUACGGCACGAUGACAAAGAAGUGCUGUGUCUGCUGAAGGAGGGAGCUGACCCCAACACUCCUAUCUCCUCUGGAGGUUCUCUUCUACACCUGUGUGCUCGCCAUGACAACGUGUUUGCUGCAGAGGUUUUGAUUGAGCGAGGGCUUAACGUCAACCUGCAGGAUGAGGACCUCUGGACAGCCCUGCACGUGGCAUGUGUGUGUGACCACGCCGAUAUGGUGCUGCUGCUAUUGCUGGCUGGGGUGAAUGUUCUACUGCAGGAUGUGAACGGGAACAUUCCACUGGACUACACCACCGAGGGAACUGAGACCAGCUACAUCAUCCGAAAACACCUGGAGGAAAACGUUCCAGGUGUAGAUGUGCCGUCCAUGCACACCAUGCGUACCCAGAGGCCCAGCACCAUGUUGUCUGAUGUUAGACAGCUGGUCUCCAGCAGGGGCAGUCUCAACCUACGGAACGAUGACGGGGUCACUCUGCUCCACAUAGCGUGUGCUAGCGGCUACAGAGAGGUGGUGUCUGUGCUGCUGGAGCACGGGGUGGACCCUCAGCCCUCCGACAACAGCUAUUGGACACCUCUCCACCUGGCUGCCAAAUAUGGACAGACAAGCAUCGUUAGCCAGCUGCUGAAGCACAGAGCAGAUCCAACUCUCCUAAACUGCCACCAAGACAAGCCCUCAGGCAUAGCAGCAUCCGACCCCAUCAUGAACAUGCUGCUGAGAGCAGAGGAAUGCUGGGUAGAGAGACUGAAGGACCCCUCUGUCCCACCUGCCCCUACAGACAAACGCUACGAUGGAGGCGAACACGACCACACCAUCCCCGUCAAGAACCUGACCCCCCUGUCCAUGCCCCUCUCUAAGAGGGACAGUCUGUUGGAGAAGUGUGCCAUGUUCAGGGAGUUGGGAGGGGGGCUGAGCAGAUAUCCUUCACAGGACAACGGUCUAGAUGGACCCACAGGACCCAGCAAACUGGAGCAGGUGAAGUUGAUGCCUCCGGCGCCUAAUGAUGACCUGGCGUCUCUCAGUGAGCUCACAGACAGCAGCCUGCUCUACGAGAUGCAGAAACGCUUUGGCAACGACCAGAUAUAUACCUACAUCGGACACAUUCUCCUCCUGGUCAAUCCUAACAAAGACCUCCCCAUCUACUCUACACUGGUGAGUCAGUUGUAUCUGAGUUCUUCAGGUCGUUUGUGCUCCUCUCUGCCUCCUCACAUCUUCUCCUCAGCAGAGAGGGCCUACCACAUGAUGCUGCAGGAGCGACGCCCGCAAUGCUUCAUCCUCAGUGGGGAGAGUGGUUCUGGGAAGACGGUGGCCUGUAAACACAUAGUGAGACACCUUGCAGUGAGGUCCAGCCCUAAAGGCUUCUCUCUUGAGCCCAGGAUGAAGCACGUGAACUGUAUCCUGGAGGCGUUUGGUCAUGCCAGUACUCCUGUGAAUGACAACUCCAGUCGCUUCAUUAAACUCCUCAGCCUGCAGUACUGUGACAAGAGAAGGACACUACUCAGAGCGCGGAUAUACACAUACAUGCUGGAGAAGUCCCGGGUGGUCCACCUGCCCAGUCAGCAACACAACUUCAACAUCUUCUACCUGAUGGCUGAAGGCUUGUCGCCUGAGGAGAAGUGUACCCUGUACCUCAACAAUGUCCUAGCUCACAGGUACCUGAGUGCAGGUGUUCCAGCAGUAGAUUCCCCUCCUGUGGCCACUGCCUCAACUCAGAGUAGAGACCGUCUCACUGCAAUCAAACAGGCCCUCAGAGCACUGGGCUUCAAUAAACUGGAAGUGGACAGUGUGUUUAUGCUGCUGUCAGCAGUGCUGCAUGUUGGGGACCUGUGCUUCACAGCCCUGACAGACGCUGAGAUAGCCUACCCCUCUGACCUGCAGCUGCUGGAGCGAGUGUCUGGAAUGCUACAGGUGUGUUCUGAUGACCUGAGUACUGCCCUCACCUCUGAUGUGCAGUACUUCAAAGGUGAUGUCAUCACACGCCGCCACACGGUGGAAAUGUCAGAGAACUACAGAGACCAGCUGGCUAAGGCCGUGUACGGACGUCUCUUCAGCUUCCUAGUCAACAACAGUAACUACUACCUACAGGGACAGGACCACAGCACGGGAGAUCCAGCGCUUGAGAUUGGAAUCCUGGACAUCUUUGGAUUUGAGGAAUUCCAGAGGAAUGGAUUUGAGCAGCUGUGUGUGAACAUGACCAACGAGCGUGUAAGGCUGCACGUCUCAGAGGUGCUGUUCCAUCAGGAGCAGGCCGAGUGUCUACAGGAGGCCAUCGCCAUGGAGACGCUCCGGUCGCCCAGCAACCAACCCGCUGUUCUAGACUUUUUCUUCCUGAAGCCUCAGGGUCUGCUGUCUGUGAUGGAUGAGGAGAGUCAAUCGCUGAGACCUACAGAACAGACCCUCUACAAGAGACUGCAGUCACACCUCGACAACACACCCACACACGGUAUCUCCUUGACAACCAAGGACGGUAACGGCAACCCCCCUCCCAUAGACCAGGGUCCUGCCUUCACUGUGAAACACUACACAGGCCAAAUGGCCUAUGACCUCACAGGAACACUGGUGAAGAACAAGGACUCCCUCCCCCAAAACCUGCUUCUUGUUCUGAAGUCCAGUGAGAGUGUGUUGGUGCAGCAGUUGUUCAAGUCCAAGCUGACCCAGACUGGGUCUCUGGUACCGGCCCAGGCCAGAAUGGCUCUGAGAGGGCCCAAAGCAGCCCUGCUCCUUCACAGGAUGUCAUCCCACUCCAGCCUCUCCCCAGCAGGCCACGAGCCCCAGAGGUACCUGGACCUCACCAAGGUACUAGACAUAACUACUAUACCAUAUGACAUGUAAUGUGUAGCAUAGCAUACCGCAUACCCUCACCAAGGUAUGGAGGACUAAGUGACAUAACCAUUUACGAUAUGACAUACCAUACAUAGACAUCCGAUCUGAGUGACUCAAUAAGCAGUAGACAAGCCAGUGAUAGCCCUAAUAACUCAUGAGCCAUACCUACAGCCCAACCUCUCCCAACAGCCACUCGGGUAUUUAUUUAGUACUCAAUGGAACUUGUCCAGGUAAAAUCAAUAAGACCUCAGUUAAGUACUGCUAAUCAGUGUGUCGGUUCACUACUUGGUGUACUAGUCAGCGUGAUGUAUUUUGACUUCACAGUCAAUAGAAACAACAAACAGCUUAAACCAUCACUCAUCAGAAAACUCUAAAUUGGGCAUCCCCCUUAUGGUGAUUGGCAGUUAGGGGAGUUGGGGAUGACCAAUGUUGAAAGCAGGACAUGUCCAUGUCUGUGACACACUCUGUUGGAAGCUGGGGGUUCCGAUUGGAAUAGUAGCAGGCGGGAGUAGAGGAUCGAUGGAAAAGCAGGGAGAGUGUGUUGAGAAAAAAACUGUUUCCUAAAUUAGGCCACUUCCCAACAGACAGCGAAGUAUAGACUUCUGGCAAUAGCUUUAAUUGCCAGCUAAUAUAAUACAUUUAGAAACACGCACGCACGCACGCAC